AUGUCUAUCCUAGACAAACUGGACAUUGAGACGAGACUGCUUGAGGUCUAUCGAAUGGGGAAACCUGGUGUGCCCUUAAAGGCUCCCCUGCUGCGGAGGCUGCCCGGUUGUGAUCAGAUAUUCAUCCGCAGGUCGAUGACCCGCGAAGAGAGAGAUCACGACCGGGCCCUUCGCCAGCAGGCGCGUGAUCAAAACAGUAAAGAACCCGGUGGCGGUAGGGUCUUCGUGGUCUACGGAGGACAGGUGGUUCUUUCCAUAAUCUGCUUCGUCAAUGCUUUACAAACCUACGGCGCCCCGAACAGUUUCUCUGUCGGUGGCUGUGCUAGAGCUCCGCCAUCGUUUUGGUCAGCUGGAAUGCAGAAUGAUAACAGCAUUUCGGAUCCAGCUCCACUGGGAAUCAAUGUCCAAGUUACUGCGGAAGUCUCAAUAAACAACGCUCAUGUUUCUGACAUGCCUCCUAGUGUUGGAAACAAUCCUGAGAUAACCAAAGAGGUGCCGCUGUUCAAGGUUAAUACUCAUCCUCCUUCUGUGAUCGAAAGCAAUUCCAAAGAACCUCCCUUAUUCAAUGCGUAUCCACAAGCUGAUCCACCGACGAAUGGUUUUUGGCCCGAUCCAAAAGCUGUUCGGGAUUUCCACAAACGUAUGAAGGAUCCAACUUUUGGCUCUAGGCCGGAAAACACGGAUAUGGGCUCUAGGCCAGGAACGAUUGAUCUGGGCCCUGGGCCAGAAAAUGUCAAUAAGCAAAAGGAAUCGGCCUUCAUUCAUCACGCGGAUAAUGGUGACUAUACUCAGCCGCCAGCUCCCGUCACUUUCCCGCCAUUCACCUUCAGAAUCAUAGCCGAACCACUACCUACUUCAACACCAACUCCAUUCUUUCCUCCACCCGCCCCAUAG
Molecule: messenger RNA, 894 nt
Organism: Cylicocyclus nassatus
Lineage: Eukaryota; Metazoa; Nematoda; Chromadorea; Rhabditida; Strongylidae
Source: the annotation of a GenBank genome assembly